AGCUACUCCUUUGUCAACUUCUCCCAGACCUGCCCCUUUUGCUCCGCCGCCAAAACCAGCCCCCAAACCUGUGUUCAAACCACUUCUGGCACCGAAACCUGGCCAUGCCCAAGGAGGUGGAGACAGUUUGCCAGACCAGACUUCUGAUGUGAGAAAAUCUGCACGACUGCCGUCUGGGAUUGGCUCGUUGGCAGGGAAGACUGCCACCAGUGCUGAGAUAGAGAAGAUGAGCUUCAAGGAGAAGCAGAAGUAUUUUGAGUUGGUCAAGGAUGCAGCAUCAUCACAUUCUCAAGCCAAACACUUCAGCUACUUGUCAGAGCAUGAACUGGCAACCAUGAGGCAGGAAGAAGCCAAGAAAGUAGGUGGGAUGACUCAGGCAGAAAUCUUGUCUUAUGUUGCAGGAAGUGCUGCCGAUGUCACCCCAGACCACGACCUGGAGCAGGUGCUUUCCAGGAUAGGAUAUGUGACCCUCGAUUUAUUGCACUUGUCGACUGGCUGUGGUGCCGCAGGUAGAACUGGUUUCCGCACAUCUCCCCAUGCCAGCCGUGAAGGUUCACAGCCACGCACGGAGGAUGUCAUGAGUGCCCGUGAACGAGAGGCUGAGAAACGAGCUUCAUGGAGGAGGGCCAGAAUGAAGAGUCUAGAGGCGGAUGCUGUGCAAGCACAGGCUGUGAUAGCCAGGGCUCAAGAGAUGUCCAGGGACACAUCUUCAGGUGUACGUGCAGUGGACAUUGUCUUUGCUGAUGGUGAGCAGAGUCACCGCCCCAGCCAUAAUGGAGAUUCCAGGCUGACCCUUUCAGUCUGCCCAGAAAGGGCCUCUGUUUUGUUUUCUAGAAAUAUCUUGCUGUAUGAUGUCAUUUCUGUAGCUCUGCACAGACGUGA
Molecule: messenger RNA, 882 nt
Organism: Candidula unifasciata
Lineage: Eukaryota; Metazoa; Mollusca; Gastropoda; Stylommatophora; Geomitridae
Source: the annotation of a GenBank genome assembly